UCUUUAGUACUUGAUUACAUGCAUGAGCUAGAUUAGAUAUUUAGCAUAACUUAGUAUACUAUUUUUAUUAACUAUAAUACUGCCAUAACUGCAGGAUGAAUCUAUUCUAGAUCUAGUGGCCUAUACUAUUUUAAUUGCUAAAUAAUAAAUAAAUAAUAGAGGGCCUACUAAAACUAGGCCAAAGUCUUAGAAUUAGAAUAGUUGACCAAAGUCAACUUCAUGGCUAAGAAGAUUUAACAAAGUAGCUAGAGAUCUAGACCUAUUCAAUUUGAUUUUAUUUUUCAUUCUUGGCACAAGGAAGAAUAUCAAAAUGGACCAGGAAUCUGUUGAUGAUGAUAAUAUUGACACCAUAGUCAAAGAGGUUGACGAAGGUGAAGAUGAAAUGGAGGAAACCUCAGGAGAGGAGGAAGAAGACUCUUUACAGAAAGCUAAACAAGCAAUUACUUGCCGUAGUGUUACUUUAACCACAUUGAUGGAUGAUGGGAUUAUAAAACCAGGAGAAGGUGUUUUAUCAAUAGAUUAUUUGGGUCAGAGAUUUGAAGCAGACUUGUUGGAAAAUGGAAAAAUUAAAUGGCCCCAAGGAUCUCAAGAAGAGUUUAACACUCCAAGUGCAUGGGCUCUACACUGUAAAAGAUUAGUCAAUCCAAUAAAAAGGUCUGGCUGUGGAUGGGCAUCAGUCAAGUAUAAGAAUAGAAAACUUGACAUUUGGAAAAGUAUGUGGGCACGAAAGCACAGAAUAAAUAACCCUUUCAAAAACAAGAAUUCAUCUGCUGCUUCAUUUUUGUCUGCUGAGAUGGAUUCCAAAUCAGGCACAAUAAUAAACUCACUUUCUUCUGACCUCAGUAUCUCUUUAGAAGGUUCUAUCAGUAGUGAUACUGAGGUGUCAACUGUCUUAAAUCCAUCUAUGACUGAUAAUUCUAAAGGAAAUGCAGAUUCUGUCAAAAAAUCAUGUGAAAAGAAACUGAAAACAGAAGAUGUUAUUUUACCAGAAAAGCAAGCAGAAAAAGUGUCAUUUAUAGAGCCAUCAAUCAAAGCUCCACAUUCUGUUCCAAGCCACACAUCUCCCAGAAAGCAAGGAGGUUCACCCAAUCAUGAAAAUCCCCUUAACUUGUCAGCUGAACUCCCCACAGUUGGAAAAAGAGAUGUAACCUCCUGCAAUCGACCAAAAUCUAAAUCAGCCCACUUAGAUGAGCAGUACUUAGCAAAAGAAAGGAAAAGUGUUUCUUACAUAUCCCUGGGAUCAAGAAACCAAGAAAUAGAUCCCCACACAUUAGUGAAAUGUGAACACUUUGAUAGCCAUAGUAAAAUUCAACCAUUCACUGUCUCACUCACUAGCAAUGCUCUGCUGUUGAUGGAUUUCCAUUGUCAUUUAACAAAAUCGGAAGUUGUUGGAUAUUUAGGUGGCAAAUGGGACUCGCACAAACAACAUCUAAGCGUGGAACAAGUGUUUCCAGUCAGAUGUAGGCUAGGCGAUAAAGAUAGAGCAUCUUUGGUUGAGGAAGAAAUUCGUAGAGGAAUGAAACAGAAGAACCAAAUGGUAGUAGGCUGGUAUCACAGUCAUCCAUACUGUCAGCCUGACCCAUCUAUCAGGGAUGUAGACUGUCAGAUGUCUUACCAGCUUAAAAUGAGAGGAUCAGGUUCCAUGUACCUACCUUGCAUUGGAUUUAUAGUUUCCCCAUUUGAAAAAUUUCCCCCAAAACCAGAUUCAAAGAUUCAAGCCUUUUGGGUCAUGCCUAAUCUUGAGCACCCAACAUCAUUUAACAUUCCAAUGUAUGUAUCUUAUGCCAUUAGACGAGAUUCAUCAUUAACUGAGGAUCUGUUAACUGAUAUGAAGCGUUUAACAGAGUUCUAUAGUGGAGCAUUGGAUAAAGUCCACCUUAAAGAACACUGGGGUGAAGCUAUUACUUAUAUGGAUAAGGUAAAGGCAUCACUGAGAAGUAAGCUACCAGAAGAUCAGCUUGAAAGUGGAACAUUUUUAGACUAUGUGCAGCAACUACUCAAAGCUAUGCGGUGAAAAUUAUUUGAAAUGGAAUUCUGUUCAUGGCAACACAAAAAAUUAUUUGCCAAAUUGGUGUAAAAAUGUAGUAAAGCAUAAUUUCAUGUUCUUAAUCUCAUUGUACCUAAAUGUUUGUUAUCAAAGCAAUUUUCAUAUAUACUAAAAAAGCGAAAGUGAUUUCCCCAUAACUUUCCCUAAAUUCUUAUGUAACAGUAAGGGGGAUGGCACUUCCAGUGCAAUAGAAAUAUUUUUUAUUUAAAUAGAAUAGAAUCUAGGGAUAAAAAAAUGUUGUGAGAAAUCAGAAAUACCGUUAACAACUACUUCCAGUCACCAGAAAUCACUAACAGAAUCAAGAUAAUUAGAUUUUAUACCUAUAUAUAAAAUUUCUUUCACCUAAAUGAAAUGGUACUUACUUUAUUGAUAUUUUAGAAACAAGAUAUAGAGUACCGCUUCUGGUUAUCAAAAGUAACUCAAAAAAUAAAAAGAUAAUCAAAGUAUAAGAUCUUAUAUAUGAAACCGUUCAAAAUUUUUAAAGUGUAUUUGAUGUAGUGUUUAAAAUGUGAAAUUUUGGCUACCAAACUUAAGCAGUGCUCUAACUAUUAGUUUUUGAGAAACCAGAAGUAGAGUUAGUUGAACUUCCGGUAACUGUAUAUCGCUCAAACAUUGAUACAGAACUGCAUAUUUGAUAUAUUACUUGUAUUUGUAUAUGUAAUUUCAUCAACGUUUGAACAAAUUGCAAAAUCAUGUUUUUCAUCAAGACUUGUCGAAAUCUAAAUUUAGAGUUUUUCCACUAUUAUAUUACUUUCUCUAUACUCAGUAUAUGAGGAAGUAAAAAUUGCUGUGACUUUUUCUUAAAAACAAAAACUUGCCUUUCUAAUUAAAAACUUGGUAGCUAAUAAAUGUUAGAGAUUUUGGUAACCAGCCACUUGAAUAUCUAAAGAAAGAUAACUUGCUUUAGAUGGUAGUGCUUAUUGCAGUCAGCAGAAGAUGACAUAAGCAACAUGAUUAUUUCGGUCUGUGGGUUAUCAAGGAAAUAUACUGUGCUUUUUAUCCUCGUGAUAAAUGGUGCAAAAAAUUGUAACAAUCAGUUGAAAUUGUUUAUAUUUGCUCUGAUUAAAAUCAUAAUUUUCUCAGAUUAAACCUAGCCAUAACCUUAAUUUAAAAGUUUCCCUUUCAAACCUGAUGGUCUAUGGGGCAAGUGAAGUAAAGUUCACUUGUUUCUGUGACCUCGGCAUAUGAAGAGAUAGUGUGGUUAGCACUAUGCCCAGCCACCUUUACUCUCCCUAACGUGAGUUAGGUACCCAUCAGAGUUGGGUGGACUCAGGGACGUUGUACUGACUUUAUCCCUGAUUCGAAACUCGAGACCUACGGAUUAGCAGUCCAGCUUUCUACUGCUAGACCACUCCGCCACCUAACCUUAAUGCAUUUAAUCCAUAAAAAACACAUUUCAACUUGGUUCUAAACCUGAAACCUUCUUGAUACUAUCAUGCAAACACUCUAAACAGGUUCCAAAAUAUAGUAUUAUAUAAUAGUAAUAGCAGUCAAACUUCCAUUUUUAAACAUGGUCACCCUUGACCAAUAUAAUGCAACACUAGUAAUCAUUACUCAAUUAUCAUGUAGAGUAAAAACAACUUACCCCAAACACUUAGAUUAAUUCUGUUAUCCCCCUUUUGAAUUUAGUAAUAUUUAAAUUAAUUUUUAAUACCAAAUUAGAUUGAAACUAAUAUUAAAUCUGUAUUUAAUUGAGUUUUAAGAAUAGAUUAGACCACAAAUUUACCCACAGAUGGACCUUGUGAGAUAAGCAGAAGCCAGUAAAAAAUGCUUUUACUUUUAGCUAGUCCUCCAUUACAUCCUGUUUUUAAGCCGUUUAUUAAUAUUAAUAACCCCUCCCAUUGUUACAUAAGCUCCUAUCUCCAUCAGUUCUGAUCAAUGAAUUUGGGCCUAUAUGCCUAGUCUUGGAUUUGGCAGCGUCAUAUUUUAAUAAUUGUAAUUUCCAUAUUUUGCAAAUACCUGUAUAAUAAAGAAUGCAUACAUAUUUGUAACGUAAAUUUUGUAUUACUAUUGAACUACAACUGUAAUUUGUUUGUGUAUAAUCUUUUAUAUUUAUUAAACAUACCUCAGUAAUUAUA
Messenger RNA from Physella acuta, 4125 nucleotides. RefSeq names its product MPN domain-containing protein. The record is from RefSeq and is a predicted model, not a curated record. Gene Ontology annotation, molecular function: protein binding; metallopeptidase activity. NCBI's taxonomy places the organism in Eukaryota, Metazoa, Mollusca, Gastropoda, Physidae.